AUGGCCGGUGAAGUAAAUCAAAAUUCCGAAGAAUGGCCUGAAGUGCGGUAUAUCAACAGCCAUGCUGUGUUCAAAGAAUACUUGUCGAGGGUCGUGGCUGGGCUCGGCGUCCUGAUUUUCACCUGGUCUACCGUUGUCCUGCUUGGUGGCUUCGUCUCCCUGCUCGACAAGAAGGACUUUUGGUGUCUCACGAUGAUUACCCUCUGCCAGACAAAAGAGGCAUCCGGUGCCAUUACUGGUGGAGUUAUAGAGGGGUUUUCUGGAGUCACCCGCUUACUCGCUACAGCAUUUAGCACACCCAAGUCGCCUCCAACUUCGACCGAGCAAAAGGCCGAGAUUACGGCAGAUACUCUUGCAUAUUCUUCACUUCGCAAGAUAGAGACUGAUCCGGCAGAGACUCCGGCCGAGACUCCGGCCAAGACUCCGGCCAAGAUUGUGGCCGAGUGGUUGAAACACUAUAUACUUGACCAUGGGCCCAUCGUAGCGUAUGCUACGUUGCAGUUGUUUCGGCUCCUUGUGUUCACCACCAUUGUUGUCCCUCUGGUGUUUGUCUACACGUUGGGCAUGUACAUCUCCACCGCGAUCUCGCUGUUCCGCCUCACACGGCGUGACUUGGGCUUCGGCAUGGCCAACGCCGCCGCCGAUGGCGGCGCCAACCUGCAGAAGCCGGCGUUGCGCGUCCUCUACCUGAUGGCUCUUGCCCAGGGCGUGCUUUACUUCUACGGCAUGACCUUCAUCACAACGGGAAGGAAGAUGGAGAGGAAAGUGGCCGACAAGUACAAUCUCAAUUAUGGGGCAAAAUCACCUGUUCGUGAGUACGCGGUCGAAACCAUGGCUGGAUGCAUGAAGGACCCGUCGUUCGUCAGAGGAAGGAACAUGGUCACACAUGCCAUUGGACUGAUAGAAUCUUCGUCGAUCGACACUGACAAUUUCAUCAAUGGCGUGAGGAUUAUCGACUCUCUCGUGCAAAGCCAGUUGCAGGGACACCAUGCGCUGAUGAGGCAGCUGCUCACCGGAUCCGCGUCUUCUUCCCACAUACUCGUCAAGCUCCUAGAGGCUGCGACCAGGUGCAGCCCAACUCAGAACAAUAUGACAAAGAGUGCAGCGAGGAUAGUCGAAUACUUCGCUGUCGACAUCCACCUCAAGAAGCUGCCAGGAGGCAUCGAAUGCAUAUCAGACAUGCUCGAGCUAUCGACCACAGGUCCACAGCUGGAGCAGUUCAAGGACACCCUGAAGCUUGACCAGUGUAUGGAGAUGCUUCACUGGGGCCUGAAAAUCCUCCGGAUCCUCGCUGCUCACAGUGACAAUUGUAGAGUCAUCUGCGACACUGAAGGUCUCCUCUCAAGGAUCAUGGCGCCCAUGAGCUCCGACCUGCUCCACCGCAUCGACCACGAGGUGUGGCACUCGGUUGUAGAGGAGUCGAUGCAACUGGUGGCACUUCUCGUCGUUGCUCCCGGAGUGACCGGCGUCAGGCUCCGCCGUGAGAUCUCUGGCAACAAGGAGGCUGUCACCACCAUGGACAGCAUUCCCAAGUGUAGCAAAUGCAAGCCACUGCUGCAAAUCAUGGCCAUCAAGAUCCUCAGCCAGCUAGCCUUUGAUAAAUCUUUAUCUAUGAGUACGAGCGUGGCAAGCAGAGAAGAAUUAGCCAAGUAUAUGCUGUGCAUCUUCACCGAUGAUAACAAGGAUAUGUCUGUCAGAAAAUCGGCUGCUCAAGCAUUGGCGAUGCUCUGCGUCGAAAGCCAAAGCAUUGCCGUGGUCAUCCUCCAGGCAGACGGCAAUGUCGUUGGUGUGCUCAAAGACAUGCUUCUACACUCUAAAGAAAACGAGAGCAGAAUAAGUGCAGCGGAAAUCCUAGCUCACCUAUAUAACCACUACACCUAUGACGACGAGUACCUCGGUGAAUUGAACAAAGUCAUCAAGGAUGUGAUGCCAAAGGUGCUUGGAGAAAUGUUUGGGUGUGGAGACAUCCAAACGGCGGGAACAAAAGCAGAUAAAGCUAUGUUUUCACCACCCGGUAGCGUAAGUAUUGAAGUCCAAGAUGGAGACAAUUGGCUCCGUGUAGACAGCAAAUUGCUGGAGGCUUUCCUAUAUUUAAUUACAACAGUAUUUGAUGUAAGCCAAGAUCAAGAUUUGGUCCAACUGGUUGAUGUGGUUUUCCCUGGAGAUGCUACCUUUACUCCCAUUGGGAAGCUAAAGGAGAUGGUAUGCAUCUACAUCUUGCCAAACUAUGAACUCACGGCUCACUGGCUGAGAAUUGUGAAGCUAAUUUUUAUGAUGUUCAUAUCGAUGUUAAGACUAAGGAGCAGCAGCUACGCCAAAGAAGAGGAAAACCUGAAGGAGUUGAUGGGCUAUCUGUCCGAAGUUUCCAUUCAGAUGUACGGCGUAGAUGGCGUCCUGAGCUUAGCCGAUAGCAACAAUGGCGCAAAACCUCCGUUGAAGACUCUCGUCUCCCUUUUUAUUGAAGCGCAGGAGAUUGUGGAUGGACAGAAGGAAGGCAUAAUCUACCUCCGUGGCUCUGUAGAGGUAAACCCAAUGGCGUAGGCGUAUGAGCAGAGGGUUAAUUAGCUUCUUGCCUUGCUGAUAUAUCAUUAUCUGCAUUUUGAGAAGAUUUGUGUUGGAUGAUAACAAACCAGUCGUGUAAACUCUGUUAGUAUUUUCCAGUACUGUUGUAUAAAUG
Oryza sativa Japonica Group (Japanese rice) is the source of this 2677-nucleotide messenger RNA. RefSeq lists its product as uncharacterized. NCBI's taxonomy places the organism in Eukaryota, Viridiplantae, Streptophyta, Magnoliopsida, Poales, Poaceae. The record is from RefSeq and is a predicted model, not a curated record.